CAGCGCACGGCUCUCCGCCCGCCACGCCACACGCCACCAAACCGCCGCGAUGCCGCGUGCCUCCGUCCGCCCGCCGCCGUCGGAGCAGGGCCCGAGCUCCUCCCCCUCCACCCCGGCGGCGGAUUCCUCCGUCGCGGCCCUCAUCGACCGCGCCACCUCCACCACGGCCCCCUCCGUCGACCCCGCGCUCCUCCGCGCCAUCAAGUCCUCGGCGCGCGCCUCCCACGGCGCCGUCCGCGACGCCUUCCGCCUCCUCCUCUCCCUCAUGGCCAAGCCCCACUCCCACGUACGUGCGGCUCCUGGCCUUCAGCAUCGUGGACGAGCUCUUCAUGCGCUCCAAGCUCUUCCGCUCCCUCCUCGCCGACGCGCUCGACGGAUUCGUCCCGCUGGCCGUCGGCUUCCGCACCAACGAGCAGCUCCCGCCGCCCGCCGCCUCGGCGGCCACGCUCCGGAAGGCCGCCAUCCAGGCGCUCGAGCGCUGGCACCACCUCUUCGGCGUGCACUACCGCCAGCUACGUCUCGCGGUCGAGUACCUCAAGUCGUCCGCGCGCAUCCAGUUCCCUGGUCUCCGCGCGGCCGUCGAGGCCCGUGCCGCGCGGGAGGCACGCACGCAGGAGAUCUUGACUGCCAAGGUCGAACAGUUGCGGUCCACGAUUGAAUCCAUAAAGGCUGAAAUCCGGUCCACCAUCCAAGAGAUCCGCAACGGGCUGGACAUCAUCCGGGCUGAGUAUGAGAAAUUCGAGCGUUAUGUGGACGAUGACGAGGAGGAGGAGAUUGCUUCUAUGGCGAUGCGGAGUAUCAGGACAGCAUCGUUGAUGGCCGGGCAGUGGGUGCCUGAAACUCAGGAAAACGAGGCGGUUUUUGAUGCAUUGAGGGAGGCGUACCGGCUCCUUGUAUCGAAGCAUUUCAGCACCAUUCAGGAUUGGAUAUCUGUGCUUGUUAGGGUCAAUCUUGCAGAUAAUCGCUUCAGAGAUUCUGCGCUCAAGGAAUUUAUCGAUGUUAAGAAUGAAAUACGCGCUGUAAGAGGCCAGUGCAAUGAGCUUGGUCUUGAUCUUGAUAAUGUUCGUAGGAAGAAGGAUGUUCAGGAGGAAGAUGAAGAGGAUUGGGUGGAGGGAAAGAUUGAAGUUCCUAGUCCUCCUAGAGUUGUGAGCACUCUAGAUGUUGCAGGUUCCAGCAAGGACAAUAGGAAGGGAAAGAGGAUUCUGAAUGGAGCCAAUGGUGACAUGCCAAUUUGUGGUAAUAGAUCUCAGGAGAUGGAUCCGGAGAGAAAAAAGCUCCUUUCCGAAGCCCCUUUGGUGUCAUGGAGCUCUGUCUUGGAUCGGUGGGGUUCAAAUAUGGAUGCACAUGUGAACCAGAGAGGGCUUGAGCUCGAGAGCCAUUGGGGGAGGAUGGAUAAUGAUGCUGUUAUACCUGCAGCAAAGAUUGCAGAGUUAAACGUUCACCAUUCUGUUUAUAAAGAAGAGCCAGUUGAGAUACUACCAUGUCAUGCACCUCUGAAGAAAGGAGGUCUUUGCCAGAGAAGGGAUCUCAAGAUAUGCCCUUUUCAUGGGCCCAUCAUCCCACGUGAUGCAAGAGGAAAUCCAAUUGGGAAAAUUAGUGGCAGUUCUGAUGCGGGAGGCGAUCCACUUGAGCAGAAAGUAGAAAUUCGUGAGGCAGGAGGAAAUCUGAUAAAGACAAAUGGAGGUAGUGAUAGUGAAAGUACACAGGAGGAUCAGGAGCCCUCUACUUCAAUGAUGACAAACAUAAAUAAUGACACCAGCGACAUUGACGGAGCGCAUGAUUUGAGUAAAAUUACAAUGGAACAGUUGGCGAUGCAAGCAAGUAAGAAUGUUCGGAAAAGGGGUAUGGACGACAAAGCACGCGAAAGAGCCCAGCGUGCGAGAAUCCGCCAGCACAAUGAAGAUGUUCUGCGGCAAUCGGCUAUUGCUUCAACACCCCACUCAGCGGCAGCAUAUGACCAGCCUUCUGGAACAUUGGGCCUACGUGGUCGACGUCGAGGUAAGACAAAGGAACCUACACUAUCAUCAAUGCUGAAGAAGAAAGUUACUGCAAAAGAUAGGAUUGCAGGGAGGCUUCUAAAUGGUCGUGCUAGGGACGCAACAAUAAGAGAAGCUUCUAAUACUGAGGAUAUGACCUACAGGGAAGCAUUCCCAAAUCAGUGGCAGUGAAAGCACCCUGAGUAGGUGCGGAAAAUUUCAGAAAAGGAAGUCCUAGCCAUGUGUACAGCCGGAUUGACAAUCCAAAUGGCAGUGUGGUGCCUGUAGGCUGGAUGCCUCGAUUUUGUGAAGCAGGACAAGCAGUUUGUCCUCAUCGCUGACCAUCCUUUCACGAUCAUCCAGCUUCUCUUGAGCUACACCAUGGACAUCCAUGAUUCUGAAUCGGCCUUAGCAGAUUACAUGAGGUGCCGAUAAACUGGAUGAUUGGUACCUAUGGUUUCCACUGCUAGGAAAGGGUUCCUGUUUUCUCUCUUUUCUUUUGUUCUGCUAUUUUGGUUAUGCCCUUGGCUUGUUCCGGGCAAGAAACAGGUUGACUCUAGGUUGUAUCUUCUGUGACGGAAUUAUUGUUCGCUAUCAGAUGUGUACUCUAUGCUCCAUUCUUUAGCUUGGUGCUGCCAUCUUGUGUGCAGUAUGGUUCUUAA
This is a messenger RNA of Triticum aestivum (bread wheat), 2638 nucleotides long. RefSeq names its product UV-stimulated scaffold protein A homolog. Bases 330 to 2168 code for a protein of 612 amino acids. Gene Ontology annotation, molecular function: RNA polymerase II complex binding. Gene Ontology annotation, cellular component: chromosome. The record is from RefSeq and is a predicted model, not a curated record. Gene Ontology annotation, biological process: response to UV; transcription-coupled nucleotide-excision repair. NCBI's taxonomy places the organism in Eukaryota, Viridiplantae, Streptophyta, Magnoliopsida, Poales, Poaceae. The transcript is spliced from 2 exons.